This is a messenger RNA of Arabidopsis arenosa, 3137 nucleotides long. Lineage: Eukaryota; Viridiplantae; Streptophyta; Magnoliopsida; Brassicales; Brassicaceae. The record is from the annotation of a GenBank genome assembly.
UUAGUUUUGACUAGAGAGAAACGUCAAGUAGUUUUAUUCGUCUAGCCACGUCGGCCGUUGACGAUAGCCGAUAGGGUUCAACGACGAUUGCCUCUGAUAAUUUCGAACUUUUGUAGAGCUUUAGUGAAGAUACAAAAAUGGCGGUGACGAUUUCGACGAAUGCUUUCGUAAAUGCAUCGUUUUUAGAUGAAAGUCGGAAUUUUUUCUGGAAACCAUUGUUCCCUCAGCCGUACUAUAAUUGCCGACGAGUCGUUCGUCUGAAUCCGAGGAAAUCGAAGACAAAGGUAAUGUUCUGCUUGAAUUUGAACACGAAGGAGGUUGGGAUGCAAACGUCGGGUGAUAAAGGUUUUGAAUUCAAACCCAGUUUUGAUCAAUACUUGCAAAUCAUGGAAUCGGUUAAAACAGCGAGGAAGAAGAAGAAAUUCGACAGAUUGAAAGUUGAUGAAGAUGAUGGUGGAGAUGGAAAUAGUGAUAGUGUUGAUUCGGAAGUGAAAGAUGGUGUUUCCUCGAGGCAAUUAGAAUUGGAUAGAGAUGGAAUAAAAGAUGUGAAGAGUAAGAGUGGUGAAGCAAAAAAUGAAAGUUUCAGGAGGAGAUACUCAAGGCAGGAGAUUGUAAGUGAUAAACGUAACGAGAGAGUUUUCAAGAGGAAUGGAGAAAGUGGAAUUCAGAGAAUAAACAAUGAUGUGAAAUGGAGUAAGAGUGGUGUGUCUUCAGUGACUGUGCAAGAAGAUGAGAGCUUUAGGAGAAGGUACUCGAAGCAGGAGCAUCACCGUUCCUCUGAAACAUCGAGAGGUAUUGAGAGAGGUUCCAAAGUUGGUGAAUUGGAUCUUGUUGUUGAAGAAAGGAGAUUUCCGAGAAUAGACAAAGAUGUAAGAUGGAGUAAGAGUGGUGAAUCUUUAGUGCAUGCGUCAGAAGAUGAGAGCUUUAGGAGAAGGUACUCAAAGCAGGAGUAUCACAGUUCCUCUGGUACAUCGAGAGGUUACAAAGGAGAUGAAUUGGAGCUUGUUGUUGAAGAAAGGAGAUUUCCGAGAAUAGCCAAAGAUGCAAGAUGGAGUAAGAGUGGUGAAUCUUUAGUGACUGUGUCAGAAGAUGAGAGUUUCAGGAGACGGAAUCCGAAGCAGGAGAUGCUGAAGUAUCAGCGUGUCUCUGAUACACCGAGAGGGAUUGAGAGAGGUUUCAAAGGAGAUGGAUUGGAUCUCCUUGCUGAAGAAAGGCGAAUUGAGAGAUUAGCCAACGAGAGGCAUGAGAUAAGGAGUAGCAAAUUGAGUGGAACCAGGAGAAUUGGUGCUAAGAGAAAUGAUGAUGAUGAUGAUAGCUUGUUUGCCAUGGAAACUCCUGCCUUUAGGUUUUCUGAUGAGUCCAGUGACAUAGUGGACAAGCCAGCUACUUCACGAGUCGAAAUGGAAGAUAGAAUCGAGAAGUUAGCAAAAGUGUUGAAUGGUGCAGACAUCAAUAUGCCUGAGUGGCAGUUUUCCAAGGCGAUCCGGAGUGCAAAAAUCAAAUACACGGAUUACACUGUAAUGAGACUGAUCCACUUUCUAGGGAAACUAGGAAACUGGAGACGAGUUCUUCAAGUCAUCGAGUGGCUUCAAAGGCAAGACCGUUACAAAUCGAACAAGCUAAGAAUCAUCUAUACAACUGCACUAAACGUUCUUGGUAAAUCAAGGAGGCCUGUGGAAGCUCUCAAUGUAUUCCACGCUAUGCUGUUACAAAUUUCAUCAUAUCCGGACAUGGUAGCCUACCGCUCAAUUGCAGUCACACUUGGACAAGCAGGGCAUAUCAAGGAACUCUUCCAUGUGAUUGAUACAAUGCGAUCUCCGCCUAAAAAGAAGUUCAAGCCAACAACACUUGAAAAAUGGGAUCCCCGACUUGAACCAGAUGUUGUUGUUUAUAAUGCGGUGCUCAACGCAUGUGUUCAACGAAAGCAAUGGGAAGGAGCAUUCUGGGUAUUGCAACAGUUGAAGCAACGUGGGCAAAAACCUUCUCCUGUAACCUAUGGUCUUGUCAUGGAGGUGAUGUUAGCAUGUGAGAAGUACAAUUUAGUUCAUGAAUUCUUCAGGAAGAUGCAGAAAUCUUCUAUCCCUAAUGCUCUAGCAUAUAGAGUUCUUGUUAAUACUCUAUGGAAAGAAGGUAAAAGUGAUGAGGCCAUACAUACGGUUGAGGAUAUGGAAAGCCGUGGUAUUGUUGGAUCAGCUGCUCUUUACUACGACCUUGCUCGCUGUCUUUGUAGCGCAGGAAGGUGUAAUGAAGGUCUCAAUAUGCUUAAUAAGAUAUGUAGAGUUGCAAAUAAACCUCUCGUGGUGACUUACACUGGCCUGAUCCAAGCAUGCCUCGACUCGGGAAACAUCAAGAAUGCAGCUUACAUCUUCGAUCACAUGAAGAAGGUCUGCAGUCCGAACUUGGUCACUUGCAACAUAAUGAUAAAAGCUUAUCUACAAGGUGGGUUCUUUGAAGAAGCAAGGGAACUUUUCCAGAAGAUGUCCGAAGACGGAAAUCAUAUAAAAAUCAGCUCGGAUUUCGAAUCAAGAGUAUUGCCAGACACGUACACGUUUAACACGAUGCUAGACGUGUGUGCUGAACAAAAAAAGUGGGAUGAUUUUGGUUAUGCGUAUCGGGAGAUGUUGCGUCAUGGAUACCAUUUCAAUGCGAAACGGCAUCUCCGAAUGGUACUUGAAGCUAGCAGAGCAGGAAAGGAGGAAGUGAUGGAAGCGACAUGGGAACACAUGAGACGAAGUAAUAGAAUUCCGCCAUCGCCUCUAAUCAAAGAAAGAUUCUUCAGGAAACUCGAGAAAGGCGAUCAUAUUUCGGCUAUCUCGUCUCUUGCUGAUCUUGAUGGAAAAAUUGAGGAGACCGAGUUACGAGCAUUUUCGACUUCCUCAUGGUCCAGGGUCUUGUCCCGAUUCGAGCAAGAUUCAGUUUUGAGGUUAAUGGACGAUGUGAACAGACGCGUGGGUUCAAGAAAUGAGUCUUCGGAUUCGGUUUUGGGGAAUCUUUUGAGUUCUUGUAAAGAGUUUCUGAAGAACAGAACACAAGGCGUUGUAAGUUAAUUAUUAAGUUAAAAAGCAAAGGCUGUGAUGUUCUGAUUCCUUCUAAAUAGAAAAUAAUUAGGAGAAGGGUAAUAUAAUGUGAUUACAUAU